Messenger RNA from Chenopodium quinoa (quinoa), 1340 nucleotides. RefSeq names its product salicylic acid-binding protein 2-like. The transcript is spliced from 3 exons. The record is from RefSeq and is a predicted model, not a curated record. Gene Ontology annotation, biological process: jasmonic acid metabolic process; salicylic acid metabolic process. The coding region runs from base 420 to 1211 and encodes 263 amino acids. Lineage: Eukaryota; Viridiplantae; Streptophyta; Magnoliopsida; Caryophyllales; Amaranthaceae. Gene Ontology annotation, molecular function: methyl salicylate esterase activity; methyl jasmonate esterase activity; methyl indole-3-acetate esterase activity.
UUCCCUUCAAUUCUUUUCGCAUUAAAACAAACCACUAAUAAUUAUGCUUAGUUGUAGGGGCUAUAUAUCAAUCUAUCAUUGAUUAAAUGCAAAUCGUUAUUUAUUUAGUUAGUUCGAAAUUAUUUCUUGAUUGUGACUUUGGGAGAGUACAUUUAUUUAUUUCAAACAUGUACUUCACUAAUUUUGAUAUCUGUAAUACUGAUGUUGUACGCAUGUCUAAUAUAAAAAUGUGACAAAUAUCGAUCUUCGGUCCAAUUUUUUUGCCUACAUAAAGUGCUCUCUGCAUUUCCAUAUUCCAUACAUAACUAAAAGCAUACACCUUUGUUGUUAUUAUUAAGAGUCAAUUGUUGUUAUUAUUAAGAGUCAAAACACACACACACACAAAAAAAAAAAGAACAAGAAAGUUAGAUCGAGUGAGAAUGGGAGACGAAUCCUCUUGCAAGAAACAUUUUGUACUAGUUCAUGGAGCAACACUAGGAGCAUGGUGUUGGUACAAGGUUAAGCCCCUACUCGAGGCCGCCGGUCAUCGCGUUACUCCGCUAGACAUGGCGGCCUCGGGGAUUAACCUUAAAAAGAUCCAUGAAAUCCAAGGUAUGCGCGAUUAUACCGAGCCAUUGAUAGCGUUUUUGACAUCUCUUCCUGAGAAUGAAAAGGUUGUUCUUGUUGGGCAUAGUCUUGGUGGGAUAAACUUGGCUUUGGCUAUGGAAAUGUUACCUCACAAGAUUGAAAUUGCUGUUUUUCUCGCGGCUUUUAUGCCUGACUAUGUCAACACUCCUUCUUUCAUCUUUGAUCAGUUUGUUGCACAAUUGCCUGAUGAAAAUUAUUGGUUGGACACGGAAUUCAAGAACACUGGUGAUCCAAAGGAGACCCUCACGACAAUGUCAUUUAGUCCACAAUUCAUCGCAAAGCUUUCUCAUCUGUCUUCAAUUGAGGACUACGAGCUUACUAUGAUGUUGAAAAGGACAUCGUCGCUGUUCCUUCAUGAUGCAUGGAAGCCGGAGGCGAAGCUUUCAAAGGAAAGAUAUGGAUCAGUAAGGACUGCUUAUGUAAUAUGCAACGAAGACAAAGGAAUAUUAGCACCUUUUCAAAGGUGGAUGAUUGAGAAUCAUGGGGUGAAAGAGGUGAAGGAGCUUAAAGGAUCGGAUCAUAUGCCAAUGUUCUGCAUGCCAAAACAGCUCUGUGACUGUCUUCAGGAGAUAGCCCUGAAAUAAUGCUCCCAAAUGAUUUCCAAGACUCAUACUUUUCAUUUGUUCAUUUGCUUUGUAAAAUAAGCUACCAUCGACAUUUGGUAUGAAUUCAUGUUGAAUGUUAAUCUAUUAUCAUAAACUAUUAUUUCUUUA